This is a messenger RNA of Funneliformis geosporum, 263 nucleotides long. The record is from the annotation of a GenBank genome assembly. NCBI's taxonomy places the organism in Eukaryota, Fungi, Glomeromycota, Glomeromycetes, Glomerales, Glomeraceae.
AUAUUGCUACUCGCACUAAAUGGACCUAUCUUUUAACUAGACGUGAUUCUGCUAGUGUGGCUAAAGGAUUUGUGAAACUUUUUAACUCCCAAAUAUGUCCAAUUAUUUGGUCUAAAGUUAAAGUUUUAAUGGUAGAUAGGGGUGUAGAAUUCCAAGGUAAUAUCAUCAUACUAAUGAACGAACAUGGUAUUCAAAUUCAACUAGCUAAUUCUAAAGAAUCUAUAGGUAUUAUUGAGAGAUUUAAUCGUACACUUCAAGAAUGA